UGUAUUUGUUCAGACUGUUUACGAGUUUCAAAAUAUUUUCUUCAGUAAAAAAUGUUUGUUACAUUUAAUUCAAUUCAACUGUUAUAAUUUGUCACGUUGGAAAUAGUCAUACUGCAGCUUUACAGAAAACAGAAAGUCUACAAGACAGGUGAUGUUGAGGAACAACUUCCUGAGAUGACGCAGAAACCUUCAGUAAAAGGGAACCUCUUGUGGGUGACUCUGGAUCAUGGGACUAUGAAUCAUUAAAACUUGUUCUUUUAGGAUGCUAGUGUAGUGCUCAGUGUGAGAACUGGAAUUUUGAAGAUUGCGGCUUGUUAGUACUUUAGAACACGUUUGAGUUUAAGGCUUGAGCCUAUUUGGUCCCACAUGUGAUAUCUAUAUUUAUCCAAACCACUCUUCUCCUAGUGUAGUUCACUCGCUGAAGUGGUGUAUAUAACCAGUUGCCAUGUGCCUUAAACACUUUUCGCAGAUGAUCCUCCAAGACGAAGGCAAUAAUCACCUUCGAGUGAAUCCUCUCCAGCUACUUUGGUUUCACUCUGAUGUUUACACACAACAAUCCCCUUCUGAAGAUUCACUAAAUAUGUAGGUCUGGGUGAUGAAUAUAUCAAGCGCCAAAUCGGAAGUCAGAUUCCUAAGACUCCAAGUGUGUGACAUGUGAUGAGGUAGAGACCCUUGGAGGGGUGGGUGGAGCACAGUAACCCUAUAUGUACCUCACCAUUAACGCUGGGCCCUCAGAGACACAAUGACCACCAGACACUCUGCCCUUGGAGAGGACCUCUCCUGCCCAAUAUGCGGGAAGAUUUUUCAAGAACCUGUGGUGCUUUUCUGCAAACAUAGAUUCUGUAGACCCUGUCUAGAGAGCAGCUGGUGUGGAGGUGGAGGAACUUGCGAAUGUCCACUCUGUUGCCAGCCGUCGUCCAUGGGGGAACUCAUGGUGAACACAAAGCUCAAGAAGACCUGUGAAGGUUUUCUGAAAGAACAGCGCAAGAGUAACCCCUUUGCCUGCAAGGAACAUGGAGAAUCUCUGACCUUAUUCUGUCUGGAAGAUCUACAGCCUACAUGUGUUGAGUGCAAGGACUCAGGAAGCCACAAAGGGCACAGAUUAUACAGUUUGGAAGAGGCUUCACAAGAUUGUAAGGCUGAACUGAAGACAGCUCUUAAGCCACUGCAGGAGAAGCUGAAGUUCUUCAGGAAUGUUAAAUCCACAUUUGAUCUAACAGCAGAGCACAUCAAGAGACAAGCCGAACAUGCAGAGAGGCAGAUCAGGGAGGAGUUUGAAGCACUGCACAAGUUCCUUCGAGAAGAAGAAGCUGCCAAAGUCUCAGAAUUAAAGAAAGAGGAGGAGGAAAAGAGCGAGAUCGUAAUGAUAAAGAUCGAAGAGAUGGAAAACGAAAUCACAUCCCUCACAAACACCAUCAGGUAUAUCGAAAAGGAGAUGAGCUCUCAGGACAUCCCGUUUCUCCAGAAUUACAAGGAAACCAUAAAGAGAACUUGGCAGAUUCCCCAGGAACCACAGAUGAUAUUGGGGUCUUUGGUUGACGUAGCUAAACAUUUAGGCUCUUUAAAAUUCAACGUCUGGGAGAAGAUGAAGAAUAUCAUCCAGUAUACCCCUGUGACUCUGGACCCGAACACAGCAGCGAGCUGUUUUCAGCUGUCUGAGGACCUCACGACACUUCAGUGCUGCUCCCAGAUCUUCAAGCUCCCAGACAAUCCAGAGCGCUUCGACGUCAGUGCAGAGAUGCUGGCCGCUGAGGGCUUCCGCUCGGGCAGACAUAGCUGGGAGGUUGAAGUCAAAAACAACACCUACUGGGUGAUCGGAGUAGCCAGCGAAUCCGUGAAGAGGAAAGGCAAGAACGUGCUGACACCCGCAGAGGGGUUCUGGACUAUUCGGUUGAGGAACGGUGAGUACAAGGCUUGCUCGGCACCGUGGUCGUCGCUAACCAUGAACAGGCAGCCAGAUGUGGUGAGGGUGGUGUUGGAUAUGGACAGGUCGAAGGUGACGUUCUAUGACCCGAGAGAGAGGACGCCGCUCUACACGUUCACGGACAUCAUCUCACCACGAGUGUUUCCUUACUUCUGCAGUGCCUGUAAGGAGCAUCCUCUCAAAGUACUUCCAGGGUUUGUGCAUGUUAAAGUGGAGCACUAGACCUCACUAGCCCCCCACUGCCCACACACACACACUCAUGAGAUUUAUAACACAGGGAAAAGUGGUAAUUUAUUGAUGAGGGAAAUUAACUAAAAUAAAUAAAUAUAUAAGUAAGUAAAUAAAUAAAUAAGCGAAAACAAUCCGCAAAUUAAAACUUUCUUUUAAAACUAACAAAUUUUGUUUGUUAAAUUUGACUGUUGGAUUGUUAAUGUCUAAAAAAAUUCAUAUUCUUAUAAUAAAUGAUAAUUUGUAAAAUACUUCCACACACAUCCCCCCCCCAAUUCAUGAGUGCACUAUAUUUUAUUAAAUUAGAGUUUGUCAUUUUUAAAUGUGCUUCUAGACCUAAAAUAUCUAUCAAAAAAACAUAAUCUGCAAUAUUCCCACAUAACUAAUUUUAUCACCUUUUACUGUAAUUUAUUGGGGCUUUUAACAUUUUUAAUUAAAGUUGUAUGAAGCACUGACUGAAAAUCAAUUGACUACUAAUCAAGCAUGUUAGAAAUAUAGCUUCAAUAUGUAGAAUACUAAUCUGUUUUUAUGUUUAAAGCUUAAGUUCUCUGAACUUCUGUAAAUUAGGGGUGGGAAAUAUGAUGAUAUAAUAAAUAUUUGAUAUUGUCAGAAGAGUUUCAGUUAGUCUUUUUUCCCUGAAAUAUCUUGGAUAUUGUCAAUAUUUUUAAUAUAAUUGAAAUCAAGUGAAUAAACGUUACAAACUUUGCAUCAAAUAUUGAAAUACAAACACAUGCUUAAAUACUUUAAAUCUUUAAAAAAUUUUGUAUAGAUUUUUACAUUUUUCCAAUGUUAAAUUUCUUUGGUGGAAAUUAAAUUAUAGCAUUUUUAAACUAUUUUUAAAUUAUUUUAAAGGUUUUGUAAAUCCAACAUCUAUACUAUAUAUGGUGAUGCACUGUAGAAUUUUAUCAUCUUUAAUUAUCGUGAAGCAAUACUUUUGUCAUAUCGCCCACCC
This is a messenger RNA of Hemibagrus wyckioides, 3104 nucleotides long. RefSeq names its product tripartite motif containing 35-13 (gene trim35-13). Bases 743 to 2146 code for a protein of 467 amino acids. The record is from RefSeq and is a predicted model, not a curated record. The transcript is spliced from 6 exons. NCBI's taxonomy places the organism in Eukaryota, Metazoa, Chordata, Actinopteri, Siluriformes, Bagridae. Gene Ontology annotation, molecular function: zinc ion binding; protein binding.